AAACAAUGACAAGUGGAGCACAGUUUAACACCGGUGCUCUUCUCUAAGUCGUAAGUCCGACGUUCUCCGACCGUACCUGAAGGCGUCACAACACAUCCACACCGUCCCCGCAGUCCACAGCACACACAGCCGCUACCUGCCAGGCGGAAUGGACGUACCCUCCAGUGUCCCCAGCUUCAGCCUCAGCCCAGCGGAGCCGCGGGAGAAGCCAGGCCCGACAUGACAGCGCCGGCACGGGAGAAGAAAGCCCGCCAGCAGCCGCGGUUGACCGUCCGGCUGGAGGCGGUGUGGGCUGCGGGUCGCUACGCCGUUCUGGCCGCACUGUGCGCCCUGUGCUACAGCAACUCUCUCCGCGGGGAGUUGGUGCACGACGAUGUGUGGGCUAUCAUCAACAACCCGGACGUCCGACCGGGCUCCAGCCUCAGAAACAUCUUCAGCAACGACUUCUGGGGGAAGAGGAUGGCGGACAACACGAGCCACAAGUCCUACAGACCGCUGUGCAUCCUCACCUUCAAGUUGAACAUCCUGUUGGGCGGCAUGGCGCCUCUGCAUUUCCACAUCGUCAAUGUGUGUUUGCACUGCGCCGUAACCUGCCUGCUCGUACACACGUGUGAACGCUACGUGUUUGAAGACUCCCGCCUGGCUUUCAUCACAGCGCUCCUCUUCGCCGUGCACCCUGUCCACACUGAGGCCGUGUCCGGUAUCGUGGGCAGAGCUGAUGUCUUGGCCUGUCUGUUGUUCUUGCUCACGUUCCUCUCCUAUAUUAGGAGUGUGGGUGUGUGUGCCUCUGAGGACUCUGUCCCCCCCACAGUCUCUGCAUGGUCUCUGUUCGUCAGUUUGUUGCUGGGCACCUGCGCCAUGCUGGUCAAAGAGACGGGCAUCACUGUGUUUGGAGUGUGUGCGCUCUAUGAUGCUCUGGUGCUCUGCCGCAAGCCUGUCAUCUAUCAUCUGUCCGGCUCCAGACUCAGGGACCUCCUCUCCAUCUGCAGCCCCUUCAUCAAACGAGCCUGCCUCAUCUCUGGCUAUGUGGUGAUCAUCAUGUCAGUCAGGCUGUGGCUAAUGGGAGGAUCCAUGCCUCUCUUCUCUGAACAAGACAACCCCGCCUCCUUCUCACCUCAUCUGCUUACCAGGAUCCUGACCUACUCCUACCUGCUGUCGUUUAACGCCUGGCUCCUGCUGGCCCCCAUCGUGCUGUGUUACGACUGGCAGGUGGGCAGCAUCCCCCUGGUGGAGUCGCUGGGCGACGUGCGCAACGUGGCCACCGUGCUGCUGGCCGUCGUGAUGGUUGCUCUCUGCCUGCGCUGCAUCUUCUCACUGCAGAGACAGGAGAGCAGGGAAGUGCUGGUUGGAAUGUUGUUUCUGGUGUUUCCCUUCAUUCCUGCCAGUAAUCUUUUCUUCAGGGUUGGAUUCGUCGUGGCCGAGAGGGUUCUCUACAUGCCAAGCAUGGGUUACUGCAUCUUGGUGGCUCACGGCCUGAGUCGGCUGUGUUCAGUGGUGGGUCGUUGGGGCACCACGGUCCUCAGUGUCUCCAUGCUGCUGCUCCUCCUGCUCUUCUCCUGGAAGACUGUCCAGCAGAACCACGUCUGGCUUUCCAGGGAGGCCCUCUUCAGGUCUGGUAUCCAGACUCUGCCUCACAAUGCCAAAGUCCACUACAACUACGCCAACUUCCUGAAAGACAGUGGUCGGCACCAGGAGGCCAUUCACCACUACACCACUGCCCUCAGGUUAUAUCCCCGUCAUGCCAGUGCCGUGAACAAUCUGGGCACUCUGACACGCAGCCCAGAGGAGGCUGAGCGCUACUACAGGAAAGCACUGGACAUCAACCCCCAGCAUAACCGAGCUCUCUUCAACCUGGGAAACCUCCUCAAGUCUCAGGGGAAGGAGAAAGAGGCUGAGGCUCUGCUGAAGGACUCCAUACGCUUUGGUCCACAUUUUGCUGAUGCUUACUCCAGUCUGGCAUCACUCUAUGCUGAACAGAAACGCUUUCCUGAAGCCAAUGAAGUGUAUCUGAAAGGCAUAGAGAACUGUCCAGACAGCUCCGACCUGCAUAACAACUAUGGAGUGUUUCUGGUGGAUACAGGAGAGGGGGAGCUGGCAGCCGCUCACUACCAGCAAGCAGUUCGACUCAAACCAGCACACUAUGUAGCCAUGGUGAACCUGGGCCGCCUGCUCCGAUCAUCCAAUGAGAAUAGAGAAGCAGAGUCUUGGUACAAGCGGGCGCUGCAGGUGACGAGGAAGGUGGACAUCCUGACACCGCUCGGAGCGCUGUACUACAACACGGGCCGCUACGAGGAGGCCCUGCAGGUGUACAGAGAGGCCGCCGCCCUGCAACCAGACAGCACCGACAUCUGGCUGGCUCUGGCCCAGGUUUUAGCCAUGGCCGGUCGUACCAAAGAGGCAGAGAAAAUGACCUUGGACAUCAUAGCCAGAGAAGGCAGCUGUAUUGAAUGUUACCGCCUCCUGUCUGCCAUCUACAGCAAGCGUGGAAACUUUACAGAGGCCCUGGAUGCUCUGGACAGGGCCCUGCAGCAGAAUCCCAGUGAUCUGACAGUGAGAGCAGAGCUGUAUUUCUCCAAAGGAAACCAGCUCAGAGAGAUGAACCAGCUGGACCGGGCCUUUGAGAGCUACAAGCUGGCUGUCGAACUCAAACCUGACCAGUCCCAGGCCUGGAUGAACAUGGGAGGGAUUCAGCACAUUAAGGGAGAUUAUGCAGCAGCCAGGAUGUACUAUCAGCGAGCCCUGCUUCUGAGCCCUGGUUCCAAACUUCUGAAGGAAAACCUGGCUAAGCUGGACCGGCUAGAGAGGAGACUGACAGGGGGCGCGUAAGCCACCACGUUCCCACAGACGCUGCAUCAUCCUGGGCAAGGAUCAGGGGGGGGCAGGGCCCUGCCUAGCCCUCUGGAGCCCAGACACCAGCCACCAGGCUGCUGGAUAAAAACAGACCUGGUUACUAAGACAACCUGCUUGUGACAGAGCGAAGGAGGACGGUAAACUUGUCAGGACUGCAGGGUGUUUGUGUGCUGGAGCCAAGGAGAGUGGUUGAGCUACAAUCCAGAAGCUUUUCCUGGGAUAAACAGAAAGGAAUGGCUGGGACACCGCUGGGAGCUCCAUGCAUUACCCCGUCUGCAUCAGCUUUACUUCAACAUGCAUAUCUGCUUUAGACAUUUGGAUUUGAUUGAUUUAUUAUUUAGGUUCAGAGAAAGUAAUUUCCUUUAUGGCACUUAAUCAGAGAUUAUAACUGAGUCCUCUGCUCUGCCUAUGAGAAUUAUUCAUGUAUUUACAUUCGUGCUGUGAACGUGUGUGUAAAAUGUUAUCAUGAGAGGAAUGAGCACGGGAGUUCAUUCUUCACUUUUGGGAAUAGUAUGUGUAACAAAAUAUUCUCAGCUCAGAGGUCCACUUACUAGCUUUUCAGAGCCAUAAGGUAAAAGGUGCUUUCAAUGGAGCUGCCUCAGGUGUCAUCAUGUGACCUCACAGGGGAGCAUCAGUCACAUGAUAGCAAGUCGUCAGUCAGAACUGCCCGGGAAGGGGUCAGGGUUAUCCAGACUCAUUUGUCUACUGAUUUCUAACAGAAGGACUAAAAGCAACACAGUGUGAAACUCUUUUCACUCUCUCAUAGUGUUUUUGUGAAUGAAACUUGCCCACAAAUGGAGCAGAAAAGGUAGCCUUAUGUAGAAAUGAAGGGAUUCCUGUUAAGCUGAUCGAAUCUCACCAACAUGCACCUCCUCAUGAACAAAUGGCAUGCAUGCAGUGGAAAUGAGCCAUUUAGUGGAUCUGACUCUGAACACUUGGACAAUUUGUACAAACAAGAAAUAGGAAAGAAUAAGAGUAAGAAAGUGUUCCUACAUGAGGCCUAUUGUUUUACAAAUCACAAGCUAAGUCUCCUAUCUUGGCCUCUCGAGUCAAAGCCAGGUACUACUGAAACGGACAUGACGCAGCUUAUCUCACUGUGGAACACUUGAAACUUCCACUUACAAUUGUAGUGGUGCUUUUUUCCCCUCACAAACAAUCUUUGGGCACAUUCAGCUGAAAAUAGCCACGAGUUUCCUUUUGACCUUCUGGCCAGUAACUCUGUGUAUAUUAGCUGCAGUUGAUUAAAGCUGCUACCAGCUUUAACUGGUAAAGCUAUGGUUACAACGCCACCUGACAAUGAAAACCUUGAAUUUGAAAAUGAUAGAAGUCAUCAGAUUUGUGACUCCCAAGUCAUGUGACUCAAGCUCACACCUCAACACUCAACCAAGACAGGGGUUACAAAUUCCCAAUCUGCAUGACUACUUCAUACAUAUUGACUGUGAGAUAUAAGUGAAAGCUCAGAAAACUAAGUAAAUGGACCUUUGAGUUUAGGUUUGACACAAGAUUAAUUCUGAUCCCACUCUCUCUUGGAGUACAUCAGUGGAUAUAACAAAAGGCAAAAAUCUGUAUAGCUCUCAAAUUAUGACUAUGACUAGAAAUGAUUAACAGCUGCUUUCUCCUUAGACACAAACUAUUCCAUGUUCAUCCAACCACCAUUUCCAGAACUAGCUACAGUGUACGACCUGAUGUCACAAACCUUCUGCAAGCAUAAUAAGCUAGUGAGUCUGUGUGAGGAGUUGAAACUUGUGGCUUCAUGCGUCCCAUAACCUCUGAAGAUUGCUAUUUGGUUGCUUGUUGUGGUUUUGUUGACAGUGAUGUUGACUGUGAAUGAAUUUUGAAGUGAAAUACCAUUUGGAUGAAAAUGAAGUGACUAGUGCAAUGACUAAAUUGCACCAAGAAAAUAAAGUAUAUGUUUUAUUAAA
Molecule: messenger RNA, 4772 nt
Organism: Lates calcarifer (barramundi perch)
Lineage: Eukaryota; Metazoa; Chordata; Actinopteri; Centropomidae
Gene: tmtc1
Product: transmembrane O-mannosyltransferase targeting cadherins 1
Biological process (GO): protein O-linked glycosylation via mannose; RNA processing
Molecular function (GO): protein binding; mannosyltransferase activity
Source: RefSeq, a predicted model, not a curated record